AUGGACGCGGACUCGCGGUCGGCUCGUUGGGACGGAAGUCGGCUGUCGUCCUCGUCGUUCACUCGACAAGAAUGGCCUCGACACGCUCCUCCGUCCGGCGACGCCGGCCCCUCCCAUCAAGCAAGCUGGCGCUUCUUCGAUCCCUUCCCCGAGAACGAGUACGUGCAAUCUUUGUCUCUGCGUGAAGCGCAGGAAGAAACCCAACCCCGAUCUCGAACAUACGCCGCUGCUAAUCUAACGUCCGAGCGGCCGUCGACCUUACCAACGCAGCCCGUUCUGGUCAGAGCGUAUUCUGGAAAUGCAGAGGAUGAGCCGCGGAGCAAGCCAUCGCCUAUGUCUCCGCGCCGACUGUUCCCGUUUGCCGGGUCGAGGAGUUCGGCUUCACCCCGUCCAUCGGGGCCGCCGCUCCCGUCGGAUAAAGACUUCAGUAUUGAGAGUAUUCUGCAGGCCAUCGAUCCCGAUAUCCGCGGAACAUUGGACUCAAUCGCCGAGAUCUGUGGGCGCAGUAAAUUAAGUCUUGCCAAUGAGUAUGACAGUCACAUCGCCCCGUUAGGGGAGAUUCGUGCUUCACCGGGAGCUGGCUUGGUGACCGUCGACGAGGCAAGCUCGAGUGACGAACGCCGUGCUGAUGAGGGUGUUAUUGUUUUUGACGACGACCCUAGCAUGAUGGACACGGGACGUGAUAUGCAUCCGUUCUCUUUUUAUCGCUAUCUGGAAAACCUCCGGCAUGCUGCAUCUGCCUUGGAGCGCAAUGGCGGCUCGACCUCGUUGAUGGCUGCACACUCUGCUAUUAUGAAUCGAGAGCCAGUUCCAACUGCUGACGCAGAGAGAAGCAUGCUGCCAACGAUUCGCGAGUUUCCCUCGGGACCCAAGAACUCCAGCCGAGACUUACUGGGAAAGCACAAGCCCUCUGGUCAUGCUGGUCAGAACUCGCGGGAUAUAUCUACUCCAGCCAUGGUCUCAGAAGUCCAUUUUGAUGCACGAGCAGACGAUCAGCAUGCUGCUGCUGCUGCUAUGCCAGGUCCUGCUGUAGAUGGUACCGACUCAGGUACUAGUCCAACCUCGGACGGCUGGAAUACGCCUGAUGUGGUCCAAUCUCUCCUCGGUUGGUUAAGAUGGACCACCCGCAUUGUCGAGCCAGAGUCGCGACCUGCUUUGCAAUCAGCCGAGGGCCGUCUGCGGGCUAUGCUCGGGCAGGCAGCCGAUGAGCACACGUAUAUGCCUGAAGCCUAG
Molecule: messenger RNA, 1233 nt
Organism: Penicillium daleae
Lineage: Eukaryota; Fungi; Ascomycota; Eurotiomycetes; Eurotiales; Aspergillaceae
Exons: 1
Coding region: 1-1233 (410 amino acids)
Source: RefSeq, a predicted model, not a curated record